Molecule: messenger RNA, 1124 nt
Organism: Babjeviella inositovora NRRL Y-12698
Lineage: Eukaryota; Fungi; Ascomycota; Pichiomycetes; Serinales
Exons: 1
Coding region: 26-1087 (353 amino acids)
Source: RefSeq, a predicted model, not a curated record
CACAUACCAUAUAGCCUGACUCAUCAUGUUUUCGACUUAUACUCCUGAUAGCACGAGGCAUCGGCCCAAGCCCAAACACAACCUCUUCCUGAAGACGUACGACUCCUUUUUUGGCCUGGAAACGCCAUUGAAAGACCAAACUACGAUCAACUACGAAGACACCAUCAACUAUGAAGAUAUAACGAACUUGAAAACGAGAUCCAGCGGCCGGUCACGCCACCUGUCUAUGUCCAGUUUGCCGUUGCGUUAUAAACCUGGGAGCCUUGACGCUCCGACAAACCUCCAACGAUCACACUCGGUCACUGAAGACAUUCCAUAUAAAAGGACCUGGCCAGCAGAAAAUGCAAGCCACAGGCUCCAUUCAGGCGUGUACUCUGAUCGUGAACCCAUGGUUAGCCGAAUCAUCCCUAAAGAGCCUCUCAUCCAGCGGCCAGCCUACUCCGUACCCCAAGAGGAUAGGUUCAGAGCGCCAAUGGCCAGUAUCCCAGGUGCUAUGAAACCUAAUAAACCAGAGAGGUAUCUACAUAGUAGCCCUAUGCUUGAAAGAGUAGAUUCUUUGAACGCUCAGAGGCGUGAUGAUGGCCAUUCAUCGAUCCUUUCCCUUGAUUCUGAGCGCCGUGAAAGGUCGUUGGACCGGGCUCGGAAAAACGCCUCUCUUAAUACGAACAACGAGGAACUCAGCAUGAAUCUUGAGUUUUUAAUGAACAAGCUACAGAGAAAUAACCUGAAUCUUAAGGACGUGGUUGAAGGUAGAGGGAGGCAGGCGUCUGCGGUGUCCGACCCGCAAACGGCGGACUUGAACGAGAAGUACCUCGAGUUGAGAGAGGAGUACAUUAAAGAAUUGCAGAAUUGUCAAAAGUUUUACGAUGCCUACUACGCCUUGGUGUUCAAGUAUCGAGCCCUUAAAGAUCAAGUGAGUGACGGUGCGGCGGACAAGGCUGGGGAGAGAAAAUUGGUUGAUCUAGAACUCGAGAACCAGGAAGUAAAGAGCGAAUGCGAUCGAUUGAGACGAGAGAAUUUACGACUUGCCAGAGAACAAGAAGUGUUACAGUCAUUAGUUGAAAAGCUCUCAAAAGCUGGUAUGUAAGAAGGGUCUAUAGACAAUUUACUGAGAGAUAGUUAAU